Messenger RNA from Rhipicephalus sanguineus (brown dog tick), 3161 nucleotides. RefSeq names its product homeobox protein TGIF2. Gene Ontology annotation, molecular function: RNA polymerase II cis-regulatory region sequence-specific DNA binding; DNA-binding transcription factor activity, RNA polymerase II-specific. The coding region runs from base 362 to 1279 and encodes 305 amino acids. Gene Ontology annotation, biological process: regulation of transcription by RNA polymerase II. The record is from RefSeq and is a predicted model, not a curated record. The transcript has 4 exons. Lineage: Eukaryota; Metazoa; Arthropoda; Arachnida; Ixodida; Ixodidae.
AGCCGGCUUCGCCGCUGGCGCUGUGUGUAUGUGCGACGGCGCUCUCGGCGCUUGAAGCACGAGGGAAGCCGCGCGAACCGAGCCGCACUUUUGGCGCAACGCCGCCGCCGUUGCCGCUGCAACCGCCGCGAGCGCAGCAGACGACGCCAGGCGCCGCUCGACGACCGUUAACGCGCCCCGCGCUCUGAGAUCUCGCGUGUGCCGCCCUGGAUUGGCAGAAGAGUCGUCGCAGCGACAGCAGGAGCUGAGCAGCGCGCCACUUCAACAUGGGAAUAGUAGCUGGAACAACGAGCCCGUGACUCUUGUGUGGGGGAGUGUGCUUUUUUUUUUUUUUAUUUGCCUCGACGACUGCACCCUGAGGAUGAAGUCCAAGAGAGGUCGGGACCGGCUGAAACUGCAGCUGUGCUCUGGCGAUGAGUCCCUUCCGUAUCCGCGAGGGGCGCUGGGAGAGCUGUCUCCGCGCAAGCGCCGUGGCAACCUUCCCAAGGAGUCGGUCAAGAUACUGCGCAUGUGGCUGUACGAGCACCGGUACAACGCGUACCCUUCGGACCAGGAGAAGCUUCACCUGUCUCGGGAGGCGAACCUGUCGGUGCUGCAGGUGUGCAACUGGUUCAUCAACGCCCGCCGGCGCAUCCUGCCGGACAUGAUCCGCAAGGAGGGCCACGAUCCCCAUCAGUACACCAUCACCCGAAAGUCCUCCUCAUCGUCAUCCUCCUCUUCAUCCGGCAGGUCGCCGCCAAGCCAGGCGUCCCUGCCUCCACCUUCUCUGCCGCCCCUGGUUCACCACGGCGGCGGCAACCACCACCAGCAGCCGCCGCACUUGGCGCCCGCGCACAGGCACCACGGCGUGCCGCCGUUCGGCGCGUCAGCCGCGCCCUCGUCGGUGCCUCUGAAGGCCGUUAAGGACGAGGACCUCAACAGCGACGACUCCGAGGGCGCCGCCAGCCUCGGCUCGCCGCGCUCGCCGCUCAAGCUGACCAAGCGCUGGCAGCGGAGCCACGAGCGGGACCUCAAGGAGGACCCGUCGCCUUCGUCUUGGGACGAAGACGACGACGACGAGGACGACGAGGAAGGCGAUGAGGACGACGACGAAGGUGACGACGAAGAAGGCGACGACGAGGAGGAGGACGACGAGGAAGAAGACGGCUCGCCCUGGUUUCGCGAGGACGUCAAGGUCGCCGAGAAGUCUCCGGCGGACGACGGCGACCCCUUCAGCUGUCUCUACCUGCUAGUGGACGUUGCCCUGAGUGAACUGGAGAAGCGAGCCGCGUCCAGCUGAUAGCGGACCACGGCCGCCCCGUCCCAUCUCUCUUAGGCGCGGGGUUCCAGCAGCGGACGUCGUGUAACAGCCGUCGCCGGAAGUUUUGGGGGGCCAGGGCACGGGCGCGUCCGCCCUGGAGGAACAGUGAACGUCGCACGCCGGUGCUUCGACGGCGGCUCCCGCAACGCAGCGUGAGUGGUAGAAGACGAGAGGGUAAACGUUCCGUAGUCCUGGACCGCCGAAGUGUGCCGUGCUGGGAAUCCAGGAGCGAUUCGUUCGCGGCCGUGCCUUUGACUCCCGGGCUUUCGAAAACAACCCCCGAAGACGGGUGCGCGCCCGUGCGUGGUGUGUGCGUGUGUGUGUGCCUCUGUGUUUUCCAUGCUCUCCUUAUGACUACUCGCUUUACCUUCCCCGAGUGACAAUUCAUCCGAACUCUCGUUUCGCUCUCUUCAUCUUUUUUUUUCGUUCCGGGGGCGGCGUGUCGAACAUUAGGAGUGCACCCGCCCCUUCGUCCUCACCACUUCCUCACCUCGUCGCGCCCACCUACAUCGCUACCACACGACAAGCACCGCCACCACUACCACCACCACUACCACCGCCAACAGCCCCAGCACCAUGCACCGGUAUCGCCACAAGCAGCACACACACAGACACCGGCAUUUUCUCUCUUUCACUCGACAAAGACACUUAACUUAUUCGGAGCGAGCCGGAUGGGGACCGAACCGAAACGUCCUCGAGUUCGUGCUUUAAACGGGGAUCUGCUGCUGUCGUAGAGCUUCGCGGCGUUCCCGUGCACCACGGACGCUUCGCGUAAACCAAUCGAUUUGUGCGCGUUGCUCGAUCUAUCGGCGCAGCGGGGAGCAUCCCACUUCGUCGGUGUCUCAACGGGACACGUAUAAUCAUAACGCUGUCUACGCUCGACCAGCGUCAAACGAGACACGUGACCUCCCGUUUCAUUCUCAGCGAGCAUAUGUUACUGGAUUGUCAUCUUAUUUUUUAUUUUCUUCUUCUUCUUCUCUUCUUUCGGUUUGUGGAAAAAAAGUGCGUGUGCUUCCUUUGUCCGAAAUAUCGAUAUUGUAAGCCGAGAGUCAGAUAUAAGCGAGAAUGUCCCCUUCCCUGGAAUGUCGACGCCAAUAUGCCUGUUGUUGCUAAGUGCUGUUUCUGGACAUCGUCAAAUUCGGUCGUGUUGCGGAAUCUGCCAUAUUGUCAGUUCUGAUUGGUCUCGAUGACUGCUUCGGGCUUUUUCGAUUGACUCAGAAUGCCGCCGUCUUUCGGAAUUUUUCAGUGUGGCGUAGUCCAUCUAGGCCGUGUCCAGAAUGAGCACCCCUGGCUACGGGGUGGCGACGUCGAGGAGGAGAAACCCUUUAUAAACGCUAGUGCGAGCAGCGUUUUCAAAUUUCGUAACAGCCGAAGUUGACAAGUCAUCAGGCAUCGUAAAUUACGUCAUCGAUAUCACAUGACAACAUCGGAGUCGGUAUUUUGUAGCGAUGGCCUUUUUUCUUCGACGUUGCGUGGUACUAUACCUUUUCAUGGUUUUUGCGCUUGACCAGUGGCUAGAACGACGGUACCCCUGCGUUAUCGACGGGAUCAGUUAGAUACGGCAGAUUUGAGACUAUCGCAGAAUCGAGCAUAACGCAUAUCGCUACAUUAAACCGGCCUAGAUGACGUCAUCGUGAGCACCCGGCUCAAAAUGGCGUUCAGGUUGUCUGGACCCAUGCACAGCAUAGAGUUUCUCCUCCCGACGUUUGUUGCGUCACCGUAACGCAGAAAAACAAAAAUACACUGCAUCAGGAGUGAUGUACAUUCAAAAACGCACUUGUUUGCGCGUAUUGCUUGUGCGAUUGUAAAAAGAGGCGGUGUCGUCGCAAUCGUGAACCGAGCAACGCCUUCCGCUGCAGCA